Eurytemora carolleeae is the source of this 1451-nucleotide messenger RNA. RefSeq lists its product as uncharacterized. The record is from RefSeq and is a predicted model, not a curated record. Gene Ontology annotation, cellular component: plasma membrane. Bases 39 to 1346 code for a protein of 435 amino acids. NCBI's taxonomy places the organism in Eukaryota, Metazoa, Arthropoda, Copepoda, Calanoida, Temoridae. The transcript has 14 exons.
AUGAAUGGAAGGAUGAAUAUAAAUGAAUGAAUAAAUAAAUGAUCCAGGAAUUGUCUGGUGUCUGGUUGUCUGGUCUAUAUAGUCUAGAGGAUCUGAUGUUAAUGGAUAAUGAGAUUACAAGGGUUCAGGAGGAAAUCUUUAUCACAAACAAGAACAUUACCAGGUUAAACUUGGCAGGAAAUCCUCUAAACUGUGACUGUGAGAUGAGCUACCUUGUCUCGUGGCUCCAGGACCAUGAUGAGCUGAAAGGGGACGUGGAGUCCAUCAAGUGUGCUACUCCCUCACAUCUUGCCAAUGCACCUCUGGUCCUUAUAACAGAGCGCCUAGAAUGCAGUAACAGUACUGAAACUGAAUAUUACGAGUAUUAUUCUGAACCUGGUUCUCUGCCGGCAAUUUCAAGCUCUCUAGUGCACUUAGUUCAUACACAGUACAAUCCAGACACAGAUGAGUUGGAUCUAUCCUGGGAUAUAAAAGAAGUAAGCCGACCCUUUAGUUGUGGGCAGAUCCAUAUUUUCCAGGAUAUAGAGUCUGGUGUUGAUCUUGUAUCAGAGUCAUCUCUACUCUGUGAACAUCAGGAGAUAUUGAACACUGAGACUCUAAACACUUCAAUCAACAUUCAGGAUUUAGAGUUAGAUACAGAUACUCCUUAUAUUAUCUGUAUCUCGGUCCUUCAUCAGGAGACAGUUGUACCAGGUUGUUCUGGAUCCUUGACAAUAUCUCACCAUGUCGAGGAUAAAAAGACGACCUCUAACCUGGACUCUGACCUCGUAUUCCAUCCUCUAGUAACACCAACGUCUUCUUUAAGGAUGAAUGCAAAUCUUAGUGAAGAGAAUUCUAUAAUUGUAUACCUGGAUACUAAACUACAGGAGCAUACUUCUACAGCAUGCAGUAUCCUUACAACAGUCAGUACACCUGGAGAACAGGAGAUAGACCAUCAUGUUGUGGACUGUUCAGCUCAACAGGAUAUCUUCAAAAAUGUUCCUGUUCGAUCAGUUUACAGGGUGUGUUCGGUUCUAAAGGUUGGCGAGGAAACUGAAACUGAGAUAAAAGAAGGAAUUAAUUCAAGAGAAUGUGUUCUAAUUUCUCCAACAAGGAUACUAUACAGGGAUAAAUCUAUUCUUCCACUUCUAUUAACCCUCGUCUUCCUUGCUCUAGGCAUUGCUUGUUUAACUGUACUCUACCUAAUAUUAAAACGAGCUCGAGAAGACAGAAGAUCUGAAGGUUUCAGAAGUUCCCCUCAUCCUCCUUUAAAACUAAUAUUUUGCUGUCGAAAGAUUGCAGACAAACUUAGCAGACGAGAUUACAGUCAACAUACCUUCCUUCAGCAAGCAGAUCAGUGGACAUAGACAUCUUUUCCUACAGCAGGCAGAUCAGUGGACAUAGACAUCUUUUCCUACAGCAGGCAGAUCAGUGGACAUAGACAUCUUUUCCUACAGCAGGCAGAUCAGUGG